Messenger RNA from Paracoccidioides lutzii Pb01, 1311 nucleotides. RefSeq names its product mating locus 1-1. Gene Ontology annotation, cellular component: nucleus. The transcript has 2 exons. Gene Ontology annotation, biological process: positive regulation of mating-type specific transcription, DNA-templated. Gene Ontology annotation, molecular function: DNA binding, bending. The coding region runs from base 1 to 1311 and encodes 436 amino acids. The record is from RefSeq and is a predicted model, not a curated record.
AUGAUAGGAAACGAAGUCUCUGCCGUCCAACAGGCAUUUAACAAGCUUUUUACGACCUUGACUCCUGAUCAGAUUCAGGACUUCCAGCAAUUUUUGCAGCAAGUUAAUACUGCCAACAACGCUGCCAAUAACGCUGCCAACAAUGCUGCCACCAAUGCGGUCAACGUUGCUCCCAGCAACACUACCAGCAACAUUUUCGGCAACACUUCCGGCAACGCUCUUAGCAAUGUUCCCAACAAUGUCAACAAUGUCGCCGCUACUAUGCCUUCAGUGGGUCAUGCGCCUGCUAGCCUUCCAAACACCAGUCUUAGUGCUAGCAUGACGAUGGCAGCUCCGAUGGCAGUUCGAGCUCCAGCUCCAUCUCAAGUUACAGCUCCAAGGGCAGCUCCUAUGACAGCCCGAGCAAGACCUAAUUCCAUGUCUCGAACUCAAGCUUCUCGUGGGAAACGCGGUCGUGGGAAUGGAAAGCUGCGCCCUCUCAAUUCAUUCAUAGCAUUCAGAAGCUUCUACUCUACUGUAUUCCCGGAUCUUUCCCAGAAGAUUAAAUCUGGUUUGCUGCGCCAUCUCUGGACAUCUGACCCUUUCAAAGCAAAGUGGGCAAUCCUUGCGAAGGCAUAUUCCAUUAUUCGUGACAGUCAUGCUGAUCAGGUCAACUUGGAAUCUUUUCUAACACUAAAUGGGCCAUUGAUUGGAAUUGUGGGCCCGAAAGACUACCUUCGCGUGAUGGGAUUACAACUGGCUGUGAACAUGGACAAGCAAUUCUCCGUCAUGAAAACCAAUCCACUCAUUGGGCCUACUCAGGGUGACUUGACGACAAACCUUUCAGUCGAUGACCUUGUCGCUCACUGCUAUCAGGUUGGUUAUGUCGCAGGGGCCAUUUAUCCAAACAACGGCAGCCAAGGAGUUGGAGUGGCAAUGGCAGUGGCUGCUCAACCAAACCACGCUCAUUUCCCACAAACCCUUGGACUUCCCCAACCAAUGAUCCAGAACCCUGACCCCGUUCUUGGGGGUGGGAGUACGGACGUUAACAACGAUCGCACGAAUACUUCUGGUAUUGGUUCUGAAGCUGACAAUGAUCAGACAUCCAUCCAGGACAACGGUGUUUUACCCAUUGAGGUUCCUUACUAUACUGUGGAAAAUAUCAAUCAGGAAAUACGGAUCGCUAUGAACGAGCUCCCUAUCGACAUUGAAGGCACCAAUUACUUCGCUGUAUUUAACCCUGAACUUCGCAAUUCUGUAUUUAACUACCAACCAUACCGUGUCCAAAGCGACUUCGACCCUUACGAUAUUACCGAGUACCUUGACAUCUAG